Messenger RNA from Rhea pennata, 2606 nucleotides. RefSeq names its product matrix remodeling associated 7 (gene MXRA7). The record is from RefSeq and is a predicted model, not a curated record. The coding region runs from base 100 to 750 and encodes 216 amino acids. Lineage: Eukaryota; Metazoa; Chordata; Aves; Rheiformes; Rheidae. The transcript is spliced from 5 exons.
GGCCGCGAGCCCGCCCAGCCCCGCCGCAGGCCGAGCGGGCUGCCGCGCUCCCCUCCGCGGCCGCGCAGGCAGGACGCGCGCUCCGGCGGCAGGGCAGGCAUGGCCGGGCCCGUGGACCUCUACCUGGCCGUGCCGCUGCUCUUCACCGUCCUGGCCCUCGUCCUCGCCUCGGUCUUUGUGAAGCUGCGCGGCGGCGGCGCCGGGGAGCGGGCGGCGGCGGCGGCCGAGCAGCCCCCGGCGGCGGCGGCGGCGGCGGCCGAGCAGCCCCCGGCGGCGGCGGCCGAGCCGGUCCCGCAGGGCGGCGAGGAGGCGGCGGCGGCGGCGGCCCCGGAGGACGAAGGCGGCCGGGUGCCGGUGGAGGAGGUCGGCGCGGGCGACGAGGGGAAGGCGGCGGAGCAGCAGCCGCAGCCGCAGCAGCAGCAGCAGCAGCCGCCGCCGCCGCCGGGCCCCGCCGCGGCGGAGCAGCCGGGCCCCCCCGCGGCCGCCGGGAGCCCCCCGCCGCGGCCGCCCGCCGAGCCCCGCGAGCCCGAGCCCCAGGAGGACGCGGCCGCCGAGGAGGAAGAUCCAGACUCAGAAAACGAGAAGCUGUUGGUGAAAGAGCCGGAGGAUGAGGAUGCUGCAGAUGAGACAUUCUCCUUUAAGUACAGUCCUGGAAAGCUGAGGGGAAAUCAGUACAAGUCAAUGAUGACCAAAGAAGAACUUGAAGAAGAACAAAGGAUUGAGCUGACCUCUGAUUUCACAUCUCUGUAGCAAGUACCUUAGUUCCUCGGCCACAAACAUUCUUGCAAAUCUUUUUGAACUGAAGACUAUAUGAAGUUGUCCCUAGCCUCCUCCUAAAGGCAUCCCUUGGCAUCUUUAAAGGCUUGAGAGAAAUACCAAAACCAACCAAAACACACCCAUAAGAGAAAUACAUAAACCCUCAAAACUUGGGACCCCCCUCUCGGUCUGAAGUUGAGUUCUUCAAAACUCCUGUGGUAUCAAGUUUGAGGAGAUCCUGUUGUGUACCUCCAUGGACUGGGGCUGGGCCCACGCAGUGACUUGAGUUGUGUUUGGGGGGGGGGGGGGGGGCUGGGAUGUCCUAGGAGACAAACCUUCCUCCCCCUCCCUCAAGCAGAACCUAAGUUGGACGCUAAUUAUGCAGCAAGUCUAUUAGUUGUAUUCAUCACCAUGUAUAGCCCAGCUGUGAAAUUUGUGUUUCUUUAGCAGGGUGGGUGAAUCAUAGCUGUUCUCCCACACCUGCCUGGACCUUUUACCAGACUGUCAACCCAUUUCUUCCCAGGGCCAAACUCCUCUUUGUUGUUGGGGGUGGGUGAGAACUGCCUACGAUUUCAAACAUUGUAUAGCACUGUUUUAUGCUGAGGGGUGGAAGGACAAAGUGGGAUCAAAGUGAGGGGUGGCAGAUCAUAGCUGGAAUGACUCUAAUCUUGUUUCUGUAGUUAUUUUAGCAGAGAGCUGAUCCUUUAGAUAGAGGGAAGACUCAAGAAGUGAUGAGUAUUGAUAGUUUAGCUGUUCUGCUUGUGGUGGAGGUUUAGGAGACCGCACUUUGGCCACUGUUCAUAUCUGGAUUCACACUUUUCCCUACUCCAGUUCCCAAUGGGAGAGACUUGAGGAGGUAGCAACAGUAUCAUGGGUUCCCUCUGGCUCAGGAUGAGAUUGUGGGAGUCCUGGAAGAGAUACCCUACCCCUUCCUCUGCUGCUUGCUGUUCCAUUGCCCUCUUCUUUUACUAGUCCUGUGAUUUGUCCACUGGAGCCAGAGCUCUGCAUCUCUCCUCAGGUCUGUCAUAUAUAGAAGAUAAAUUUGGCUGGACGUAUAUAUCUGCUUCAGGGAAAGCAGGUUUCAGAUCAGACCAGCUGGUCUGCAAGAUGUAUCCACACGGCAAGAAGGCUCAAGUCCUCUAGCAAUGUUUUAGAAACACUAGGCUGGGCGGGGAUGUGUCCUUCAGAGCUUCUUUCUCUCACUGCAGGACAACUGCCUCUUGGCUAAAGCUUCAAACAUAUCAGAAACCCAGGAGGCUGCCUUUUUUUUUUUUUUUUUUUUUUUCCUUUUUAAUUCCUGUACAGACAAUACUUGAAACCUUGUACUUGGUUGUCCUUUUCAGCGCCCGAGGUUGGCAAACUCUUAAUAAAAGGGCUCAUUUAAAGAACAGCAGGAGGCUUCAGCUUUAGCAGAGGCUGGGUUGCCCCUCCCCAGCCAACAACCACUAGUGUAUUUAGUGGUUUGCAUAUGAAUUUGGACAGAUCAGGACCCUCUCCUUGAACUUCCCCACUGGUACAGCCGCUCAGUCUCCCCUUGGUGCUGGCUGGCUGAUUCUGUGUCCCAAGCACCUAACUAUGCAAAGAAUGCCUUAUAUACAUUGUGUUUAAGUAAGUUACAUGGCAAUAUGUACAUCGAGCAAAGUCUAUAGCUGAGUCCAGAUUUUUUGCUAGUGGCAGCAAGUCAAACUAUUUCUUCAACUGAAAUGGCUGUCUGGGUAUUUUUUACUUUUGUUUGUUUUGUUUGUUUGUUUUGUAUCUGAUGGUGGCUCUUAUACAAAGGACUGUAAUUCUAGUGGCUUGAAUCUGUAAAAAUUGCCUUUGUUUGGUCCAAUAAACCUUUGAAUAGUUUA